Messenger RNA from Ceutorhynchus assimilis (cabbage seed weevil), 1367 nucleotides. The record is from the annotation of a GenBank genome assembly. Lineage: Eukaryota; Metazoa; Arthropoda; Insecta; Coleoptera; Curculionidae.
GUGCAAAUGCACAGCUGCUGGCUGUGGUGAUGUUGUUGUUGAUGUUUGUUUAUAUUUACAAUUUACAUUUUUAUCUUUAAAAAAAUAGAAUUCAAAUAAAGUAAUAACAUUAAUAACAUUGUAAGUGAUUAGAUAGCAUGGGAAAAGUGGAACAAUUAUUCAUUGUCUAUAAAAUAUAACAUGCAGCUUUUAUAGUCCAACCAACUUGAGUGAUGGAUAUCAAAGUAGAAAUUGAAGAUGUUUGCUUACUGAAAUCCACUAAUGGAGAUUUUCUAAGUGAACCACAACAAUUAUCUAAUAUCAAUGUAAAACUUGAAGACGAUUCAGAAAAUUUACACGAGGUUUCAACACAAAAUUUUUCAUCAGUUUAUAUCAAACCAGAAUUUGACAUUGGAGAAAUUUCCUCGCUGGACUCCGCUAAUGAAUUUUUCAUAAAAGAAGAACAAUACUCCAAUAUUAAUAUUAAAUUUGAAGAAGAAUCAAAGAGUUUUAGUAAGCAAGAAUUCAAAUGUGAUACUUGCGACAUGAAAUUUAAAUAUAAAUCUAAAUUAAAUCACCAUCUAAUAUCACAUACAAAUGAACGCUUAUUCACUUGUGAUAUUUGUCAUAUGAAAUUUAAAUGGAAAGAAAAUUUAAAUAUGCAUUUAGUGAUACAUUCAAAUAAAUACGAUUUUAAAUGUGAUAUUUGUCAUGGCAAAUUCCAAUUCAAAAGUGAUUUGAAGAAGCAUUUAGUGACACAUUCACAAAACUAUGGUUUUGAGUGUACUAUUUGUCACAGAAAAUUCAAACGAAAGUAUAAUUUGAAAACGCAUUUACGUACACAUUCCACUAACUUUGAUUUUGAAUGUGAUAUCUGUAACAAGAAAUUUAGACAGAAUAAGAAUUUAAGAAGCCAUUUAGUAACACAUUUAGAUAAAGGGAAUUUUGAAUGUGAUAUUUGUCACAAAAAAUAUAGUCGAAAAGAUAGUUUGAAGCAACAUUUAAAAAAACACAUUCGAACCAAUUAGCUUAUACGAACAAAAAGAGUCAAAAGGAAUUAUUUAUUGUAAACCACACAUUGAGGAAACAUACAACAACAUACCAGCGAAAUUUUAGUUUUUUACGUGUUUUUCUUUCAAGAAAUUUAAAUAUUUGAAAUAAUGUUGUACCAAUUUCAAUAUUUUUUCUCUCGUUCUUGUAUGGAAAUUUGGAUAGAAAGAUGUGUUAUCAUGGUGUCUUUGUAUAAUUGAAAUGGGAAGGAAAUUUGAAGAAGCAUUUAUACAAAUAUUUAUACAUAUUAUAGUAUGUGUUUUCUUCAGUUUGUUAUAGCUAAUUUCAUCUGGAUUGUAUUAGCAGAGUCAAAGUUUUUGAAAAAUAUAAGAAAGUUU